GUGGGUGGCAGCAGCAGCAGAAGCGACCUCCAGGCCGCUCUCCGGCCGUCACGAACCCACAGGUAUGCCUUGUGGGUCUCGGCAGCUCCAAUGGCUUUCCUGUCCAGGUUCUCCAGGAAUGGCACCAGGUCACCGAGCCGAAGCUCGCGGGAAGAGCGCAACAACCACCCCAUCCUCAGCGUCUUCGAGCUCGAAAGGCUGCUGUACACGGGAAAGACAGCCUGUAACCAUGCUGAUGAGGUCUGGCCAGGACUCUACCUGGGUGAUCAAGAUAUAGCAGCCAACCGGCGCGAGCUGGCUCACCUGCGCAUCACCCACGUCCUCAACGCCUCGCACAGCAAGUGGAGGGGGGGUGCCGAGUACUACGAGGGCACGGGCAUCCGCUACCUGGGCAUCGAGGCCCACGACUCACCUUCCUUCGACAUGAGCCCCUACUUUUAUCCUGCAGCUGACUUCAUCCACCAAGCGCUGAAUGAAGGAAGGAUCCUUGUGCACUGUGCUGUCGGGGUGAGCAGGUCGGCCACCUUGGUCCUCGCCUACCUCAUGAUCCGCCACCACAUGCCCCUUGUAGAAGCCAUAAAGACGGUCAAGGACCACCGUGGUAUCAUCCCCAACCGGGGUUUCUUGCGCCAGCUGGUCGCCCUGGACAAUGCCCUGAGGCUGAAGAGGAGUUCGUGAAGGAGGACAGAGGGGGUGUGUGGUGGGACCGUCGUGUGUGUGGUGCUCACCCGACCCCGAUGCCCGCUGAGUGGCAGAGAUAGGGCUUUCCUCACGGUACGGACGCUUGGCAGCUAACGGGUUACAUGCAGCUGGCCCCUGGGUCUCCCCCUGAGCUAAGGGGGUUCCCAGGGGCUGUUCCUAGUGGUAAAGCAUAGGCCCUCAACCUGCAAUCUUGCCACCUAGGUAGGCUUAAUGUGUAGCCUCCUUCCCAGCCUGCUCGUUCUGAGAUGCCUCUGGAGGGACUCAGCCCCAUGUUCCAGGUUACUCUAUCCCUGUUGGCUCCAGGAAGCCCUGUUGGCUCCAGGAAGCCCUCAAGGCUCCGUUCUUCCACGUGGCUGAUGCAUUUCCCAAGCCAGUCCUGUCCCUCCCUCCCAGGAGACUGAAGCUCUGUGUGCUCCUCGUCUUGUUUCCCAUUCGUUUUUAGUCUGCGUAGCAAUGUGAAUUCGGACUGGUGUGUGGGCUCAGGCAAACAGGCCUUUUGUCGUAGCGUUUGGAUGUCCUCCACGCCUAGUGUUAACCUGUAAAAAUAAAAGACAGUGCUAAGG
Tauraco erythrolophus (red-crested turaco) is the source of this 1265-nucleotide messenger RNA. RefSeq names its product dual specificity phosphatase 26 (gene DUSP26). Gene Ontology annotation, molecular function: protein tyrosine/serine/threonine phosphatase activity; MAP kinase phosphatase activity. NCBI's taxonomy places the organism in Eukaryota, Metazoa, Chordata, Aves, Musophagiformes, Musophagidae. The record is from RefSeq and is a predicted model, not a curated record. Gene Ontology annotation, cellular component: cytoplasm. Gene Ontology annotation, biological process: negative regulation of MAPK cascade; protein dephosphorylation.